Molecule: messenger RNA, 3357 nt
Organism: Alternaria burnsii
Lineage: Eukaryota; Fungi; Ascomycota; Dothideomycetes; Pleosporales; Pleosporaceae
Product: maltose permease mal61
Exons: 6
Coding region: 1-3357 (1118 amino acids)
Biological process (GO): transmembrane transport; carbohydrate transport; regulation of DNA-templated transcription
Cellular component (GO): membrane
Molecular function (GO): DNA-binding transcription factor activity, RNA polymerase II-specific; carbohydrate:proton symporter activity; zinc ion binding
Source: RefSeq, a predicted model, not a curated record
AUGUCAUACCCCACUGGAGUUUGGGUCUCCAAGUCAGCCAGCGUCGUCGCUAUCGAUGCCGAACAGGCACGCCGCCUCUCACUUGCCGUCCCGGACAUCAAACAAGUCGCCCACGAUGCCGGCAACGCGACCCGAUCAGAACAACAGAUGACCUUGCGACAGGGUGUCAAGUUGUACCCAAAGGCCAUUGCCUGGUCGGUGCUACUUUCAGCAGCCAUCAUCAUGGAAGGUUUCGACAAAGUCUUGAUCGCCAAUUUGAUGGCAGUUCCUGCUUUCAAGCAAAAGUUUGGUCAGCAGCUCCCCAACGGCGAUUGGGAACUCACAGCCGCCUGGCAAGCUGGCCUUACAAACGGUGCAUACGUAGGAGAGUUCACGGGUCUGCUCCUGAACGGUCUUAUUGCGGAUCGCUUCGGGUACAAGAAGACAAUGAUCGGCGCGCUAUUCGUCGUCAACCUCUUCAUCUUCAUCGUCUUCUUUGCGCAGAACAUCGUCAUGCUACUAUGCGGUCUCAUCCUGUGCGGUAUACCGUGGGGUGUCUUCCAGACCCUGACCUGCACCUAUGCUGCCGAAGUCGUACCGGUUCCGCUCCGCCCAAUUCUUACAACAUACGUCAAUCUCUGCUGGGUCAUCGGUCAAUUCCUCGCCUCAGGCGUUCUCAAGGGUGUGGCCGAGCGCCCCGACCAAUGGGCAUACCGCAUUCCAUAUGCUCUGCAGUGGCUCUGGCCACUCCCUUUGAUGAUCGGUAUCUCUUUCGCACCUGAAUCACCAUGGUGGCUUGUUCGAAAAGACCGCUAUGACGAAGCCAAGAAGAUGUUGAUGCGCCUGACAUCGCCAGAGAAGCUACCUAACUUCAACGCCGACGAGACCAUUGCUAUGAUGCGCCACACCAAUGCCAUGGAGAUGGCGGUUUCUGAGGGUACUUCAUACUUGGACUGCUUUAAAGGCACCGAUCUUCGACGAACUGAAAUUGCUGCCAUGGCAUGGUUUACACAAGCUUUCUGUGGAGCAGGUCUUAUCGGCUAUUCAACUUACUUUUUCCAGCAAGCAGGCCUUAGCGACGAGAACGCCUUCUCCAUGAGUCUUGGACAAUACGCGAUUGGUGGUGUUGGUGUCUUCGCGGCCUGGAUCUUGAUCCAACGCGUAGGCCGACGCACUUUGUACGUUUACGGCGAUCUCGUCAUGGUUCUGCUUUUGAGCAUCAUUGGAGGUCUUGGUUUUAUUCCAGCUGGCAACACAGGUGCGCAAUGGAGCAUCGGCGCUAUGCUUUUGCUUUUUGCUGCUGCAUACAACUGCACAGUCGGACCUGUCUGUUACUCCAUCGUCGCAGAGAUCCCAUCCACCCGUCUCCGCCAAAAGACGGUUGUCUUGGCUAGGAACUUCUACAACUUCGGUUCCAUUAUCGGCAACGUCAUCACCCCACGCAUGCUCAACCCUGGUGCUUGGAAUUGGGGCGCAAAGAGUGGUCUCUUCUACGCUGGAACUUGCUUUUGCUGCUUCAUCUGGGCGUUCUUCCGUCUUCCUGAACCAAAGGGACGAACCUACGGAGAGCUCGAUCUCCUCUUUGAGCAGCGUGUUCCUGCCAGGAAAUUCAAGAGCACAGUCGUCGAUAGCUUCCAUGUUAGUGAUACUGAGAGCGAGUAUGCUGAGAAGAAAGUCGUGGUUCGACCUAGCCCGUGGUUCGAUAGCGGGUCAUCAUUCAUCGCGAUGCCAAAUGUAGGGAGACCCUCUCCAGGAUGCAAGACUUGUAGGGACAGGAGAAUCAGGUGUGACCAGAAGCGGCCCUCAUGCUCACAAUGUCUCCGCGCAGGCAAAGAAUGUCAUGGAUACCGGGAUCCGGUGUCGCUGAUGUUCAAGAACGAAAGCCAUGUCGUGGCGAAGAAGGCAGAGAGGCGCUACGAAGAGCUUGCCAAAUCAAAAGAACCAACAACACCUUGGAGACGUGGAGAGCCCGCUAAAAUUAAAAGCGUGCAGAGGAUGUAUCCGGUGCGGAUACCGCCAAGUGCUGAGAUGGUUGUGCAACCUACGCCGAAUGUCGACGCGCGAGCCCAAGGGUACUUCCUUGCCAACUACGCGGGCACUGCCGACUUCCCCCAAGGAGGCCAAUUCGAGUGGAUUCCUCAGCUCCUAUCUCGGCCGGAUGUCGAGGGCAGUCUUCGCGAAAGCUUUCGAGCCCUGAGUCUAGCCGUCUUGUCCAAUGCAGUAAAAUCUCCUGCCGUCAUGCAGAAAGCACGUAUUGCAUACGUAUCCGCGUUAGAGGAGACCAACAGAGCACUCAUGUCGCAUGAAACAGCCAUCAAAGACAGCACCGUGGUCUCCGUAAUCCUACUUGGUAUGUACGAGGGCACGAGAUACACGGACAAGAGCUCUAUAGCCAGGUGGUCCAAGCACGUCAGCGGCGCUUACACGUUGUUCAUGCUCCGAGGAAAGUCCCAGUUCGAUACAGAGCUUGGACGGCAGAUAUUUUUGCAGUCUUAUGGUGUUGCGUUGUUCUUCACGAUGGAGUUGGGAACGAAUAUUCCAAAAGGGGUGCAAGAGUUAUAUGAUCAAAUACCGACAGGCGGGGGAUUCCACGAGCUCGGGAAAAAGUUUAUGAUGGGCAUGCUGCAUCUCAUGCACGCUGUUGUCAAACUCAACCAAGACAAAAGCCACAGCCCCGUCGAGAUAAUCAACAAGGCCAGGAAACACGACCAAGAGCUAGAAAAGAUCAAGGCUUCCCUACCUCAAAUAUGGCAACCCAUAAGAGUCCAUCUCAAGGCGCCUUCGGACCACUACUAUGGAAAUCUGUAUAGCCUCUGUCUCCAUCCCGUCAUAACUCAGAUGUGGAACUAUACACGGUUUCUUGCGAUUCAGAUACACGAAAUCAUAAGAACGAAUCUGGUCAGGCUUUAUGAGGAUCAUGCGCCACCAAGCUUCGAUGUUGCUUCCCUAAAGACAUGCAUACAGUAUGAGGAGGACAUACUGCGGGCUAAUAUCGCGGCAAUCAUCUCUGCGGUGCCUCAGAUUACGGGUAUGGUACCAUCACCUGCACAGCCUUUCGCACAAGGGAAAAAGACCGAUGAGAAUUCUUCAGACGAAGAUGUCAUGAGAGAACCGGGCACCUUUAUUAAUUCGGUCGUUUCGCCAAGGCUGAUGCAGGUCAUCCAGCCAAUAUAUACCGUGGGUAUGUGUGUGCUUAUUACACCUGGUCUGCGGGAGUGGAUCAUUAAGAUUCUCCAUUUUGUUGCACUGAGAAUUGGGUCGAGACAGGCGGUCGUUUUUGCAGCUGAGCUACAGGAGCUUCAGGAACAUGAACCAACGAUAGCGCGUGAUCGUGAAGACAUAGCCGAGUGGAUAACGUUGGGUUCUGGAGUAAUAUGA